Sebastes umbrosus (honeycomb rockfish) is the source of this 5099-nucleotide messenger RNA. Its product is annotated as phosphatidylinositol 4-phosphate 5-kinase type-1 alpha-like. Gene Ontology annotation, molecular function: phosphatidylinositol kinase activity. The record is from RefSeq and is a predicted model, not a curated record. Gene Ontology annotation, biological process: phosphatidylinositol metabolic process. Lineage: Eukaryota; Metazoa; Chordata; Actinopteri; Perciformes; Sebastidae. The transcript has 16 exons. Bases 88 to 1899 code for a protein of 603 amino acids.
GGUCUGUCCACUGGGGGCGCUGUGGUGCUGCAGCAACAACACGAGCCUCAGAUCUCUCAGUCUGCUGUCUGAGUCUGUAUAUCUGUGAUGAGAACAGUCAGAUCAGUAAUGGCGACUAGUGGAGCAGCAGACUCGGGAUCAACAGCCCCGACAGGGACCAGUGGCAUCCGAAAAAUGGCCCCGUCAGAGAUGCCCGGCUCUUCAGGCACAACUCAGAGUAUGAAGAAGACCAUCGGACACCGGGGGGUUGAGACCACCACAGGGGAGACCACCUAUAAAAAGACCACGUCAUCUGCCCUAAAAGGUGCCAUCCAGUUGGGCAUCACUCACACAGUUGGCAGCUUAAGCCAAAAGGCGGAGAGGGAUGUUCUCAUGCAGGACUUUGUGGUGGUCGAAAGCAUCUUCUUCCCCAGUGAAGGCAGUAACCUGACUCCUGCUCACCACUACAGUGACUUUCGCUUUAAGACCUACGCUCCUAUUGCCUUUCGUUACUUCAGAGAACUCUUUGGCAUUCGGCCAGAUGACUACCUGUAUUCUCUGUGUAACGAGCCGCUGAUCGAGCUGUCUAACCCCGGAGCCAGCGGAUCCCUCUUCUAUGUCUCCAGUGAUGACGAGUUUAUCAUCAAGACUGUUCAACACAAAGAGGCCGAGUUCCUCCAGAAACUCCUGCCUGGAUACUUCAUGAACAUAAACCAAAACAAGCGCACCCUGCUACCCAAGUUCUACGGGCUGUAUUGCGUUCAGGCGGGAGGAAAGAAUAUCCGUAUUGUAGUGAUGAACAAUCUUCUGCCCCGGAAUAUCCCCAUGCACCUCAAAUACGACCUGAAGGGCUCCACCUAUAAGAGACGAGCUUCCCCUAAGGAGAGAGAAAAGGCCGUCCCCAUUCACAAAGACCUGGACUUCAUCCAGGACUUGCCUGACGGUCUGCUGCUGGAAGCGGACAACUACAAUGCCCUGUGCAAGACUAUUCAGAGGGACUGUUUGCUCUUGCAGAGUUUCAAGAUCAUGGAUUACAGUCUGUUGAUGAGCAUCCACAACAUGGACCAGGCCUGUCGAGAGCGGGAGCGUAGCGGGGGAAACUCGGGUGACAGCGGGGGGUCGGAGGGAGCAGUGACCCCAGAUCAGCGCCGACCACAAGUUCAGAAAAGUCUGUACUGUACAGCCAUGGAGUCCAUUCAGGGGGAGGCUCGAGGGAAGGGAGCUUUGGAUUCAGAAGACCACAUGGGCGGUAUUCCAUCUCGUAAUCAUCGAGGAGAGAGGGUGCUGAUCUACAUCGGCAUCAUUGACAUUCUCCAGUCCUACAGGUUUAUUAAGAAGUUGGAGCAUUCCUGGAAGGCCUUGGUCCACGAUGGGGACACAGUUUCAGUUCACAGACCCGGCUUCUAUGCAGAUCGUUUCCAACAAUUCAUGUGCAACACAGUGUUCAAGAAAAUUCCACUGAAACCGUCACCAUCUAAGAAGAGUCGUGGUGGAGGUCAGGGAGGUCUUAGGAGGGCCCCCACCCUGGGAGCUCCCACCCCGCUCUCCAACGCAACAGGACAGUCAGCCGUCGACUCCAGACUAGUCUACCACAGCCACUUUAAAAGCACAGAUUCAGAGGCAGACAGUGGCGUGCAGUUGGGCAGACCAGAUCUUGUUCCGAGGACCCCUCCGCUGGGAGAAAACCCUGCUGACUAUGAUGCCAACCUGUCCACCUCAUCACUAGGCAGCACAGGAGUUGCCUCCACCUCUCCUCCCCUACGGUCUGUUGGGGUGGAGGUGCACAAAUCAGCAAACACAGACUUUGACCAUCACAGUUUGGGGGCAGAAGGGGCUCUCGAUAAUUCAGGCAACCUGUCUGGAAACGAAGAUGUAAUUUCACUUUCGGACAUCAUCCCUGAGACCAACAUCUGCUUUUAAAAAACAGACGAGGCGUUUUCUGGACGAGGUGAGGUCGGCAGAAGUAAGGAUAAAGAGAGUGAAAGUCACUCAUCCACUACGAACCCUCCGCUGCACCUCUGCUGUUUUCUCACCCAUAGAAGUAUAUACAGGGAUCGCUGGAUGAAGCAGCGAGGUGCAGUGGAGGUUGUGAUAAUGAAGAAAGCAGUGGUGGGGGAAAUCAAGAAGAAGACAGUGUGCGGUAGGCUUUAGCUUUCCCAGCCAUCGACAACCCAAAGCCCAAUUGUCUUUGAUACAGCACACACCUUGGGGAAAAAAAAGUUUAUGACCCUGCGUCAGCAGCUCUUUAGUAACUCUGGCAGCAUUAUAUUGAUUAAACAAACAUUUUCCUUCACGUUUACAACAUGAAGGAUGCUUCAAUGACAUAACAAACAAAAUAAUUAGUUGUAUAUUGUUAAAAGUCCAUUCCCCAGUCACCAGUGGAUGGUGAAGGCAGUCAAAUUAUCCAUGAAGAGUCAAUCAUUGUGUCCACUUUUCGCAGCAUGAAGCGACUGUGAGAUGGCACAGACAGCAUUUCAGUAGGAACACACACACACACACUUAAAGAGCACAUGAAGGGCAUAGCCUGCAUUUUGUAGGAGUGAAUAUUUGCCUCUGUGUUCAUGCGGAGUCUUAGUGGGUUCACAUUUCCGUGAUUCACCCUCAAGUGUUCCCGUUACCGCACAUCUAUUUAUCCCCCUCGGCACUCCUCAUGAGCAGGAGCCCUCUGAGCUAUCGGUGGUCCUCGUUCAAAUCAACACUUGCUGCUGUUGACUCUGCAAUCAUGUAUGCAUUUCUUCCUACGGAUUGCGGAUGUACAGUAUUUGUUUGAAAUUGGAGGGGUGGGUUUGAACCAGACCCAUUUGGUCAUUUUGUUUCACGUUUUUUGUUAUAAGUUAUUCUGCUGGAAUCCACGGUGGUGCAGCAAAAGGUCCGACUAGAUCUUGCCACCGCUGAAUGUACAUUACAAUGUUUUUUCUUACGUAGAAUGUGUCUUAUUAACAUGGCAGAUCACAUUUGUACAACCCUGAAAAAUCUCCCCCUCUGAUGUGACCAUAUGUGCUAUAAAUGAACACAGAGAGAAGAGCCGCGUUGGCCGCGUUGGCAGUGUCGGCGCUGAUAAAUGAAGUCAUGGUAUUAAGCUAGUAGAAUAGUAAUAACUUCCAGCUACUGUCAUUCGUCUGUCAUGUCUGUGCCUUUACAUGUUUGUCCCUUCCCUAACAUGUGAUGUAUAACUGACAUUUUUUUACAGGUUAGUGUUGUAGUCACACAAUCAAACCUGCCUUAUCACUACAGCAGAAGUCAUCAAACUGCCAUUUGUAUGUCUGGACCAACAAUCAGGGCUUAAAAAGAAUUUUAAUGCAAACACUAGUACAAUCCAUUCUGGUUGUGUGCAUGUCGAGUGCUCAGUCACUUUGGUUCAUCAGCUCAGCUAAGCCCGCUAACUCUCCCGACAUCAGACAGAAAGGAUGUCUGUCUCUUUAUUAUUCAUUUCUGCUGGUUACAGAAAUGACCCACAUCCACUCUUGGACCAAUAUUAAUAACCGCGUGUAUAACUAAUAUUUGUUUUUUGUGUGUAGUCUUAACCAGCUUUUACAUAGCUGUUCAUAACAAUUAUGCUUUGUUUUCACAAAAUGCUUUUUUUUGUGUUUAUGUUGUUGUUGUUUAGGGCACUAAACAAGCUGCAGAGAGCUUUUUUUUACCCCCAUGAGAUAUUUCUGAUACAGAUAUUUGAAUCACUACCAAGUGACUGUAGCAACACUCAAGAUCUUAGACAUCAUCUCAUUUUCAACUAUUUAUGUUUUGUAGGCACAUUUGGUCUAUGCAGCAGAGAGGGAGAAGGGGAAAUGUGAGUUGUGAAUAUAGAAGGAAGGAAAACUACUCAUGUUCAUCAAUGCACAGCUGAGGAUUUAAGGACUGAGUCUUUUGUAUUAUAAGCCAGUCGUGGCACCAAAGAAAAGUGAGUGGGGAGUUCCUGCAGAUGUUCAGGAUCCAGUAUAGUUGACAUGAAAAAAUGAAAUCGGACACUCCUCGAUACCUGCAUGGACUGAUAUGAUGUACAUGGUAAUAACACUGGUUUGACCUGUGUUUUAAGGAUCUAUUAUUAAACUGGAUGUUUUUUUGUUUUUUUUCCCUAAAUAAUUUCACGUCUGAUAAGCUGUAUCUGACAUCAAUUUAUUGUUUCUUUAAUCAAAGAAUCGGUUUACUUUGUGGCCUGAGACAUUUCAAGAUUUAACUCCACAUUCCUAAAUAAAUAUAUAAAUUCAAAUGAAAUUUACUACAAUUGUGGUAGCUCUUAGAACCCAUUAAGUACCACCUAUGUGUAGUUGGAAUGAUGUACUUGAAAUGAAUUAUGCUGAAAUGUUAGAUAUCGAUUAAUUCAAACAGAUCAAUUUAAAGUCGUAUUUAGUUGGUUGAGAGUCAAACAGCCACCAAAGAAAACACUCCAGGAAAUUCUUUCUCAUUAGAAAAAAUCCAGAUCAUAUUUUGUGGCACCUGGAUUUUGAUGUUUUUAUGUUGUAACUUUUCUUUAUGGGUGGUACUAUGUAAUUGCUGGAUGCAGACCAGUUCUGUCACAGUUAUGUACCACACCAUGGCACAAGACAAACAUCAUCCUACGGUGCUUAGAGGGCGGUGCACUCAGUGUAGACACUACAAUAUAUUUGAAGUAAUGCAAUAUAUGAACCACAAUCUCUGCCACCUUUCAGCUCUAAGAAGUAUAUUUAUUAUGAUGAUUGAUUGCUGCAGGCUGAAAUGCUAUAAGUUGUAUUAUGUAACUUUAGAUGAUUGUACGUAUACUGUAUACUGACAGAAGGAUGUCUGAAACUUUAUAGCGUGUAUUGCCUAUGAAGGGGGACUAUUUGACAAUUUCACUUUUUAUAUUUCAUGUUUAGAUUGUGAUACGACGGAUAUAUUCGCUCCAUGAUGAUUCGGGGUUGUUAAUCUCCCACGCUUUUUUCUACAUGAAUGUUUCACACGGCCUGCGAGCCAAUGUUCCUGGUUGUCCUAUAAUGCUUCAAUUACUAUAUUUUUACUGUGUAUAAAAUGUGUAUAUGUACAUAGGAGUCACGGAAAUGCCUUCUCAUGCAAUAUGUGCUGCCUGUCCCUCCUGCCAUGUUUCAGUUAUGUGGUGGUGAUGUUUUCAUUCAUCUGAUUUUAAAGGAUUAAACAUAUUUUCUAAA